This is a messenger RNA of Melopsittacus undulatus (budgerigar), 7381 nucleotides long. RefSeq names its product pleckstrin homology domain containing A8 (gene PLEKHA8). The record is from RefSeq and is a predicted model, not a curated record. Gene Ontology annotation, molecular function: lipid transfer activity. Gene Ontology annotation, cellular component: cytoplasm. The transcript has 14 exons. Gene Ontology annotation, biological process: intermembrane lipid transfer; ER to Golgi ceramide transport. Bases 103 to 1665 code for a protein of 520 amino acids. Lineage: Eukaryota; Metazoa; Chordata; Aves; Psittaciformes; Psittaculidae.
UAUGGCCCUGUGUGCCGGCGGCGCGGUGGGGCGCGGGCGGCGGUGGGCAGCGUGACUCCGCCGGGGGGCGGCCGCGCUGCAUGGGGGCGGGAGCCGGCCGCCAUGGAGGGGGUGCUGUACAAGUGGACCAACUACCUGAGUGGCUGGCAGCCUAGAUGGUUUCUUCUCUGUGGUGGCAUCCUGUCCUAUUAUGACUCUCAGGAAGAUGCGUGGAAGGGUUGUAAAGGAAGCAUCCAAAUGGCCGUGUGUGAAAUCCAAGUUCAUCCUGCAGAUAACACACGAAUGGACCUGAUCAUCCCAGGGGAACAAUACUUCUAUCUGAAGGCAAGAAAUGCAGUAGAAAGACAAAAGUGGUUGGUUGCACUAGGAACUGCCAAAGCCUGUCUGACUGACAGCAGAACACAGAAGGAGAAAGAGUUCACUGAAAACACAGAAGCCUUGAAGACCAAAAUGUCUGAACUCAGACUGUACUGUAACCUCCUUGUUCAGCAGGUGCAUAAAACAAAGGAAGCUAGCAUUUCUGGCGUAUCAGAACCAGAGAGUGAGAUUGACAUGGGAGCUCUGUUAAAAUCAACCUGUGACACCUUCCUGAAGACUCUUGAAGAAUGUAUGCAGAUUGCAAAUACUGCCUUCACUUCUGAGUUACUGCAUCAGACCCCACCAGGAUCCCCACAUUUAGCAGUUCUCAGAACGAACAAGAUAAAGCACUCUGUUUUGUCCGGUCACACCCCAAUGGAAAGGCAGAUGGAAUUGAACCCCUGUGAAAAUGGCUCUGUAAAAGUAGAAAUUAACCAUCAAGAGCAAACCCUUAUUAAAAGUCUGGAAUGUUUAAACCUGGAAACAAAUGAAGGAAGUAGGGAUGUUUCUAUUGACAAUCACAUAGCAGAGGAUUUGGCAGGCAUUAAAGAAGAUGGAGAGAGCAAGCUGCAAGCGGUAGAAAGCUCUGGUGCCCACAAGUUGCUGCAGUUGGAAAUGAAUUCUUUAAGUGGAUUGACUCUGUGUGAGGAAGACAGAAAUGACAAUGAUUCUCCUACCUUCUUCAGCGUCAUGAGCAAUAGGUUCAGUGAUAUUGAACUUCGUGAGGAGGAGGGCAUUCCAACAGAGGAGUUUCUGGAGUCAUGUUACGCAAUUGUGCCUGUUCUUGACAAGUUGGGGCCAACUGUUUUUGCUCCUGUUAAAAUGGAUUUUGUAGGUAACAUCAAGAAAAUAAACCAGAAAUUUAUAACCAACAAAGAAGAAUUUGAUACUCUUCAGAAGAUAGUGCUGCAUGAAGUGAAUGCAGGUGUAGCACAAGUUAGAAAUUCUGCUACGGAGGCUCUCCUGUGGCUGAAAAGAGGCUUAAAGUUCUUGAAAGGGUUUUUGACAGAAGUGAAGAAUGGGGAAAAGAAUAUCCAAACAGCUCUGAACAAUGCUUAUGGAAAGACAUUACGACAACACCAUGGUUGGGUUGUCCGCGGGGUCUUUGCAUUAGCUUUAAGGGCAGCUCCAACUUACGAAGACUUUGUGGCAGCUCUGUCUGUAGAGGACUGUGAUCCUCAGGAAGAAACAUUUUACAAAGGAAUGCAGAGGGACCUCAAUAUUUACUUACCAGCCAUGGAAAAGCAGCUAAAUAUCUUGGACACUCUCUAUGAAGUACAUGGUUUGGAGUCAGAUGAGGUGGUAUGACUACAGCAAGACCAUGUCUUAAAACUUCAGGGACUGUGUCUGUUAACAAAGAUUUCUUUCAUUUGAUUUAUUUUUGGACAUCCUUUCUGUUCAUUGUGUCUUUUCACAUGGGAAGGGUGUUGUGUUUUGUGGGAAGGGUGUGUGUGAUUUUUACUUUUUUGUUACACUUGGAUUGUGUUUAAAUGCAGAGGUACUGUUUCUCUUUGGGUCAUAACUAUGUCCAUGAUGAAUGUUUUUGAUUGUUUCUCUCCUGCCUGUGUGCUUCCUUUUCUCUUCACCUCAUCAGAUUAACAGAGCAGAAUUUGGCCUUUGCUCCCUUAGAAGAGAGCUGCGUGUGCAGUGGAGCAUUGGGAUGUCAACACGGUGCCCAUGCAGGCACUGCUGGCUGUAGCUUUCCCAUGCUCUGUGCCCACUCCCUGUGACUGUGUAGGACAGAGGCAGAGAGUUAUAGUUAGCAUGGUAGUAAAAGGGCACCUGAAUAACAGCCUAUAAGGUAUGUGGUGAGUUUGUCCCUUAAUUUAGGUUGCAGCUUUUUAAUGCAGCAUCUCCUCAGCUAUUAGAGAGAUCUUCACCACAGGUGUAUGUGGCUGGUGGUCUGAGCUUCCCCGGAAGCCAGCCUUUGAAACUGGGUGUCAUGUUCCCUGGCCAGCUCCCAGUAUGUGUUAUGGUCUCCCUGUCAGCUCCUGCCAGUGGUCCACAAGAAAUUUGCUGGCACAGAUGGGCAAAGCCCAGCUAAUUUCAACAGUGCUUCACACAAGGAAUUGAAGAUCAUGUUCAUCAUUCUGGUUUAUUAAAGUUUUGGUGGUUUUUUUCUAUUUUGGGUUUAGGAUUUUCUUAAAUUCACACACAAAAAAAUAUUUGCUUUUAAAUUUAAUACAGCUGGUAGUUUAAGAGGCAGAUUUUAUUAAAAUCCUUCCUAAACUGCCAUUAUGGGCAGACUUCAUGAAAGCAGAUAUUAAAUGAGUAAAGCAUAGGGGAAGCUAGAAUUUGUCAUGGAGCUGUUACACUGUUACUGGGACAGUUACAAACCUAAAAACCUGAAAUGACAUAUAAGUGACUAGAAAUUAAAAAUGUAAGAUUUGCCUUUUUUCCCAUUUUGCUGAUGCAGAUAAAAAUGUGCCCCUUAACACUGCUGCUAUUAAAAACAACAAGGGAGUUCAUUUACCUAGUGAUCUGGAAUGGACAAAAUUCCUAGUUGUAUUGAUGACUAGAAGGUUGCCUGUGAAUUACUGACUGGCCAUUCAAAGCAUAAGGAGGACUUUCAGUGGUGACCUAGGGCUUCACAUGGCUUUGUGCAAACAGUUGAGUUUUAACUCAUAUGCAGGAGAGAAGGCUGUGCUAGUAAGGUACUUGUAAUAAGUAAGUCUUCAUAAAUAUAGAAGUCAGUGUCGCCAUACAGGAGAAGUACUGGCUUUUCUAGGCUAAAAACCAUGUUGUCAGUAAAAUGAAUGUACUGCAGACCUGCUGCCCUGCAUUGCUCUGCAAUGGGAGCCUCUCUGCACAUUGAAUACUUGAUCCUUUUCAAAGAGCCUAGCAUUGUGAGCUUUAAGGAAAGCAUGUGAUGCUUGAAGAAAAGACCAAACCUCACACUUGCUGUAUAAAGCAAGAUACCAGGGCUUUAAUUAGGCAUUUGAACAGUGCAAUUUCCUUGUUCCUGUCAUCUUCUCCGAGUUGUGCCUAUCUGUAGUUCCAGCGUACUCCAAAAGGAAUCAGAAGGAUGUGGAGUUUUUAGUCUUUUGGAUUUUCUUAAUUUUAAUAGUAUAUAUUUAUGUCUGAGUACAAAGUUAAAUUGACCAAAGCUCCAUUCAAUUAUUUCACUUCUUGCAGUACUGAAAGUGAGGUAGAAGUUCAGCUGCCUGCUGCUCCUAAGCAUGAAUGCAAAGAAAUUACUUGUGGAGUAGAGCAACUAACUCUCUACCUAGCAUGGUUUCCUUAAGGUUUUCAGCUGUUACGUGGAAAACUUUGCUGUAAUAGUUUUUAGCUGAAUGCUUUGGAAAGGUAAUGGAAACCAUAAUUCCACAAAAUAUCGGCUGGAUGAGAUCUGUCUUCUCUAGAAAUUACCUGUCAGAUCAUGACAAAAAUUGAGUUCCCUUUUUGCUCUAAGCUUUUCCAGUAGCAGGGAAGUGUAUUCAGCACUUAAAGUCUUGGAGGUAUGUUUGGGUUUUCUGUUUUCAAUUGGUUGGUUUUGUUUUGGUUUUUGAUUUGUUUGGUUUGUUGUUUUUUUUAACUAGCUGGAGAAACACUGGUUUGUUAGUAGUGUGUUAUACCCAGUAUUUGAUGCAAAGAGUCAGGAGGCUUUAUUUCAUAGGCAGAGAGCUUUACAGCUUCAUUGGUUCAUUAGCUUCAGCAAUUACUAAUUCCUACCAUUCUUCUUUCUUCUAACAAAUUGAGAGUGGUCCACAAUGCAUAUUCUCUGAUCAGCAUGACACCCUGCCUCAGAGCAGGCUUCCUUGUCUUGCUCUCCUAUGUAAAGUUGGUCUUUCUGAACUCUAGAAAUGGUGCUUGAGAAUGUUUUUAGGAAACAAUGGCUUCAGGAGGCUCCUGUGUGUUGUUAAUGGGGGCCUUCUCUUGUAGAGAUGGAAUUGAGCAAAGUCUCCUUGCCUUCAAAACUUGUACUUCACCAUGCACUUCUCUUGUGGGGUGUUGAGCACUUCUAAGACUCACAAAUGCUAUCUUUCCAGUCAGAGCACCACUGAGAAAGAAACUCAUGCACAGUGUUGUAGAGCUGAACCCCAGGUUAUACCCCUAAGGAUGCAGUAGACAGAUGACCAAGAGGAAGCAUAUACACUACUGCACAAUUCUUUUCUUGUGAUGCCAGUUUGGCAAACAGGAUUGCUUUUGAUUUUAAUGAUCAUAGAGAACAAGCAACUGACUUCUGGACUUCAGAUUUAGGAAGGGAGAGAGGGCUGCUGUUUUCUGUUUGAUUUGUUUGGUUUGUUCAUUUGUUAGGGCUGUUCUGAGUUUUUUUUAAUGGCUGACAUUUACGAACAGCUAACCCGCACAUUGAUACAAGUCCACAUGAUCCCCAGAUAACAGCACCCUUGCUCUGUAUACUUUACAUGAACAGCUUUAGUUUCUUAUACUGCACUAGUCUAAAGUUUUGCAUCCCUUUCCUUAGAAAUGCUUUCGGCUGUUUCCUGCAAUGUCUAACAGUUGCAUAUUCUCAGGGAUUUUACUUAGCCAUGGCAAAAUAAGAGUAAUCACAGCCUUACCCUAGUGGAGUAAGGCUGCUGUUUGUCAAAUUAGUAUAGCUGAGCAUAGAACUCUGAUACAGCAUAUGACACUGGCAGUGUCUAUCCAGUGCACAUCCUUGCUGAGACAUGGUAAAUCCCAAAGCAAUCUGAUAGAAGUGCUAUCUAGUACUGAAUAAUGGCAGUCAGCAUAUUUGAAUAGAGAUCAUACAAGCAUCUUUGUAAUAUAGUGCCGUUGGCAUUAGAGCAGGGCUCUCAAAUAAUUUCAGUCGAGUUCUGCUUAGCAAUGGGAGGCUGUUAUUUAUUUUAUUUAUUGUUGAGGGGUUUGUUGUUUUUGUUUUUUUGGGAUUUUUUUGCUUGGUUGUUUGGGGUUUUUUUUAAACUAUGUUCUGCAGCCUCCUCUGCUAUGUUAAGACCCCAUACUCAGUUGCAUAUUGAUGUACAGUGACUUUACAAUUGUAUAAUAUGAACUGGAUACUCAAAUGCUUUAGUGUAAACUUAAGGAAUCUUUGAAACAUCCCAUCUUGACACUGUUGUAAUAUGGCUCUCCCUUUAACAGAUGCACUUAACUUUUAAGGGCCAUAUACCUUCACUUACAAGCUGUUUGUAAAGAUAAUUUAGGUUACAGCUGCUUGGUUUUAAAAUGUUCCAUAGUUUGAAAAGUGUUACUUUGUUGGCUGGAUGUAUAAAAAGUAUGCCCAAAAUUGCUCCAGUUGUUCACAGGGUGCUUUGGCCAAGGGGUGUGGACCAUUAUAGAAAACAGUAUUACCCAUGUUCAUGUGCUGGACCUAACCUUUUCUUUUCAUUAUCACUUUUUAUUAUCACUUCAGCUGUUGUGAAAAAAGUUAGGGAACCUUAAAGUGUGUUUUGGACCCCAGAUAAGUUUGUUAGCAUGUUCCUCCCUGACUGUAUUUCCCUCUUACCCCACCUGGUCCCCAUCCCUUCCUUUCUUUCUGCUAUCAUCUGUCAGGUCUUCCAUUGUUGCUGUCAUGUCAAAGCAUCUCUCCAUAAGAACACAAGUAGGAAAUUUUAAGUGGUAGAAGUGUAAAUGCGGAAAAUAGGACCUCAGUUUUUUGGCAGGCAACCACACAUACAGUCAGAUGGAGAAUGUGUUGCUUUUGUUUGCAGUUUCACCUUGGUUUGAUAUAUUUUGCUGGAAAGACCACACCACUUGGAAUGUUUAAUUGCACUGCUGAAAUUUAAAUUGGGACACUUCAGACUUGGCAGCUCUACCUCUUGUGAGUGAAAGCACAGGGAUUGUUUUUGUUUUUCAUUGACUUCUCUUCUCUUGCCUGCAUAGUAUAGAUAAAACAAAAAGAGAAGGGGGCUGGGAAUAACUGAAUUCAUGCCAUGCUGCUACCUUCUGUAGCCUCUUUGUGAACAAACCCUGCAAACUACUGCAUGCUCUAAGCAAUAUAAAAUCACCCAUGUGCAGAAGAGGUAUCAUAGCGCGCUUACUGGCUCUGAGCAAGCCCAGGCGGUAGCUGAUCCUGCUCAUGGUUCACACACGGAUUUAAGCAUUUACUUUGAAGUUAGAACAUAGGCAUAUGCGUCACUUAAACACUCAUGCACCCUCCCACCGGCAUGCAGUUCUUCAAAAUGUGAUCUUUGACUGUCAUUUUUAACACCCUUUUCUUGAUAUAGGAUUUCUCCCCCCACAUACUCCAGAUGUGAUGGAGGUGGAUUUUAUACGUGUGUGUGUGUGUGUGUGUGUGUAUGACACUUCCUUGUUUUCAUAUCCUGAUUUCUGCUUAACACUGUUAUUUUUCAUUUUCAUUGCAGCAUUCAGGGGGUCCAAAACUUACUUUAUUUAAAACCAUUGUGAAAGUUUGAGAUUUAUAUCUACUUGAAACCUGACAAGUAAAUAGCAUUCCAGAAUAUGGUGACUAAACUGAAAACCAAAGCAGCUUGCUUUUGUGUUUUCCUUUUCUAUUUUCUUUUUUCAAGCCAAUUUUGGGCAUACGUUUUACCAAUGUCAAGCUGAGCUUAUGGAAAGCCUUACUUAUACAUACUAAAAUACAUUACAUGCACACUGAAAUACAUUUAAAGAUAAAGAGAAGGUAUAUUGCCUCACACUUUAAAUUUACCUAAUUCUAAGGGCUUGUUCAUGCCCCCAAAAUCACCUGUUCCAGUGUAAGCUUUGCACAAGUUGUUGCUUUCAUAAGCUGUUAUGUCCAAGAUACUUUGGAGUUUCCAGUCCACAUCAUCUCUCAAAUCAUACAGCAUCUGUCUCCUGGAAUAUUGUUAAGACCUUUGUCUGACUUUUAUAUCAUUUCAUUAUAAUAAACUUAUUUUAAAUAAGCAUGUUUUAAAAUCUUGCUUUCUCCUUGCAUGGAUUUUGUUUCUUUUAUUGCAUUAGGGGGCCUAAAGUGCUCUUCAGGACUGCAUCUGUUCUAGGUACUGUGUGAGCAGUCGAAACCAGUAUGUUUCUGGUUCACAGAAACUACCUGUAUGUAUCUUUGUAUGAAGAAUGUUAACAAACAUGGAGCCUGUUUAGAUUAUGAGAAUAAAAGCUGUUUCUGGCA